ACCGCUGCCGAAUUAAAAUGGCAGCCUUCAUACGAAGGUCACGUUGUGUAUUGCCAAACAAUUUAUUUAAAGGAAAGGCUGAACUUUCGACGUCAUGUGCUGUAUGCACCGCAAGAAGGUUCAAAAAGGUGAUCCCUGUAAGAGAAGACGAGAACGGGCUGCCAUCAAAAGCCAUGGCUCGUUCAGAGUUGAAUUCACUGAGCGAUCGGGGGUUCUGUAAGACUAUGAAGCCGUACAAGCCAGUCGAUGAUGUUGAGGACAAAGUCAAGGCCAUAUACGAAGACGUGCUUGGACAAAAAGCCGACAGCGCAUGGCUGCAGGCACCCAUCACAGAGCCUCUGCUUAAGUUUAGGUUGCUGACAAAGUGCAUCAGUGAAUUCGACCACGACAUCCCAAGCUCCGAGCUGCUGAAUGUAAAGUGUGUUGAUGAUAUAGUGGAGUACUUCUCCACACCUGUUGAAGGACUGUCGCCUUAUGAAUCCCUCGUCCAGCGGAAGGAUCAGCUGCCUGAAAACCUCCAUGUCAUCCCAAACUAUGUUCGCUUUCACCCCGAGACAGACACUUUCUUUGGGGGUGUAAAUGCUUAUCCAGGAACAUCAACCAUUGUCACAGGCCUCAAAGCCAAGAAAAAGUACAAAGGAUACACUUCGAGUCCAACGUGGCCAUACAUAACCACUAGCACCUAAAAAAAGAAAAGGACAGUAGCUUUGCGAACUAUCUUUUAUUGUUCAUUUUUCAACCUUACUACAGCUUACUGUACUGAGAAACUGAAUUGAAAUAAACCAGCAGCCUAGCUACACAUA
Dermacentor andersoni is the source of this 803-nucleotide messenger RNA. RefSeq names its product mitochondrial ribosomal protein L50 (gene mRpL50). The record is from RefSeq and is a predicted model, not a curated record. NCBI's taxonomy places the organism in Eukaryota, Metazoa, Arthropoda, Arachnida, Ixodida, Ixodidae. Gene Ontology annotation, cellular component: mitochondrion; mitochondrial large ribosomal subunit.